Molecule: messenger RNA, 1556 nt
Organism: Phycomyces blakesleeanus NRRL 1555(-)
Lineage: Eukaryota; Fungi; Mucoromycota; Mucoromycetes; Mucorales; Phycomycetaceae
Exons: 3
Coding region: 41-1507 (488 amino acids)
Cellular component (GO): extracellular region; cytoplasm
Molecular function (GO): sphingomyelin phosphodiesterase activity
Source: RefSeq, a predicted model, not a curated record
CUCUAUCUAUUGUGUACAUAUUUUGGCGAGAAGAAAAAAAAUGGCCUCUGUACAGCACUACCAAGCUCAUGAAAUGAGUGAACUAGCCACCUCAGACGAAUUUAAUGAUGACUACCCUAGCAACUACCCCAGUAGUUACCCCAGUAGUAGUAGAGAAGGGGCACCCUUGUUGGGAGAUAAUGCUUCCCAAGAAAGUCUUUUGAGUCCCACCUCUACUCUAGCACCAACACUUCAACACAAACCAUCAUUUUUCAACCGUCUUCGCAGCCUCUUUCAUCGAGACAACCAGGCUAGAUUCGGUCCCAUUGAUUCUGAGAGUGGACCUGAGAAUAAUAGUACACUCAAAGCUAGGAAAUCACGAGGAUGUGGUGUUCGUAUUUCUGGCUGCUUUGUUUGUCUUUUAGUUUCAGGGCUGGCAUUGUUCCUAUUCCUUCUCACAAGCACACUAUAUCUGUCACCAGCAUCCCUUCCUCCAACUCGUCUGCCUGACAAAUCAACAAACACUACUGCACAAUUCCUAACAUUGAAUAUCUUCAUGCGCCCGCCUGGUGUAAAGAAUAAUGCGGACGACUACAAGGACGAACGACUGGAUUAUAUAAUUCGUUACAUUCUUCCAGAGUAUGACGUAGUAGCUAUACAGGAGGCAUUCGCAUUUGCAAACCGGCGUAUUGAUCGCCUUAUUCGGGAAGCAAGAUACCUUGGGUUCAAUUAUCAUGUUGCUUCGCCACGCCACUACCCAUGGGAAUUAGCGGCAGACGGCGGCUUAUUGUUACUUUCAAGGUUUCCCAUUAAACAGUCAGACGUUCUUGAAUUUCCGCGUGGGCUUCACAGCGACUGGCUUUCGUGUAAAGGUGCACUCCAUGCGUUGAUAGAACUUAAUGCUACUCGUCGAAUUCAUCUUUAUACAAGCCACACCCAAGCCUCGUACGAUGUCCAGGGGGCAUUUAAUGAGGAAGAUACCCGAAUGCGAUACUCUCAGUUUGGAUUAUUGCACCGUUUCAUACAUUCCACUACUGCACAAGACACUGAUCCUAUACUGUUAACUGGUGAUCUUAAUGUCGAUGCAUCCGCACACAACCAGUCUACCCCAACUGCAAGCUCAAAAGCUUACACUCAGAUGAUGGAUAUACUCAGUGGAAAAGGUGUCUGGGACACUUCUCUCCACGAAACUAUGUGGAAUGACACCUGGCGUGUGGAUUGGAAAGAUAUGGGAUAUACAACUUUUGGGCACCAUCCUGUUACUUUUGGAGAUAAGCUCAUAGUAAACCACACAGAAGUUCCUGCAGAAACCGCCCUGACCCACACAGACCAAUGGAUGACCCUCCAAAGCUUAGAUCGCAUUCUCUGGGCAAGUAGAAACACCACAGAACUCGCCAUUCAUAAUGUCACUAUCGAGCCAUUCGCUGUUCGAGAUAACACAGCUUUAACCAAGCAACAAAAGGCUAAAAUGCAUUUUUCACAGAUAUCAGAUCAUUAUGGUAUGAGCUGCAAUGUCCAACUCCUCUAAUUCAUACAAUUCAUUAAUAAUAAAAUUACCAUACAUUCUACUUUUAACG